AUGGUAUACCCUAGCAAAGUGGAGGAGGUGAUGGAUUGGAAACGAUCUACCACUAUACAAGAGAUUAGGAGUUUCUUGGGAUUAGCCGGUUAUUAUCGUAGAUUCGUGGGGAGAUUUUCUAAGUUAUUAAGCCAUCUCACGACAUUGACCAAGAAGGAUGUUAAGCUUGUCUGGAUUGAGCGGUGUGAGCGAAGCUUUGAGGAACUGAAUAAACUAUCAACUACCACCCCUGUUUUGGCACUACAAGAACCUGACAAGCCAUUCAUAGUAUUAAGUGACACAUCGAAGUAUAGUUUAGGAUGUGCUCUGAUGCAGGAAGGUAAGGUGACUGCCUAUGAUUCUAGGGCCAACUCAGUCAUUGAUGCCUUAAGGUGUAAGCCAAGGACCAAGGAAAAACGAGGGGCUUCAGAGGUGGAUUUGCUGUUAGAAGAUAUGAGGUUCCUAUUUGUCAAAGACAAAUCACUAGAGGAAAUCCAAAACAAGGUUCUUGCCACUCUACAAUGGCUGAGGAUAAGCGAAAUUGAGGAAUUGCGAGCGCAACAAGAGGAGGAUGAGAAGUUAUCAAAGAUUAGGCAAAAGAUUGGCAAAGACGAAUAA
Juglans regia (Persian walnut) is the source of this 597-nucleotide messenger RNA. RefSeq lists its product as uncharacterized. Lineage: Eukaryota; Viridiplantae; Streptophyta; Magnoliopsida; Fagales; Juglandaceae. The transcript is spliced from 2 exons. The coding region runs from base 1 to 597 and encodes 198 amino acids. The record is from RefSeq and is a predicted model, not a curated record.